AUGUACGCCAGAUCGCCACUUAACAUCUAUACGGGACGGGAACCUGACCACUAUUACAACGGUGGAUUGGAUAAUAUCAGCUCAGUUAACUCGUUUAGCAGCAACAAGCAAUAUUCCGACCCCAGAGAAAUCUAUUCCCAUGACUCCCGACCCAAGAUGAAGGAAGAAUCAUAUACGAACAGAAACAGCUAUGGAGAACGAUAUCUGGAAUCAGGGAAAUCAUCCGAAAGUCGUCCAAGUCACACUGGAACUACCAGUGAAACGGGAUCCGAUGGUAAACCUUCCAGAACUUACAAACGAGUUGCUGUACGCUUUGCUGAAAGAACAUCCCUCCAGGGAAUACCUUAUAUAAACAUUUCCAAAACUUGGUAUGCUAAAGCAGCAUGGACUCUGAUUUUUCUCGGUGCCACUGGAGGCAUGAUUUACCAUCUUUACUAUUUGUUUUCUAUUUAUCUGGAGUUUGAUGUCAAGACUCAGGUGGCUUUAGGAUUUGACACGUUAGCGUUUCCGGCUGUGACUGUAUGUAAUGUGAACCCUAUAAUGAAACGCCGACUACAUUUAGCCAGUCAAGAACUACGGGACAUUGUUGAUGAGGUGGACCCAGAGAAGGUUACAGACCUUUAUAAGCCGCCUAGGCCAAAUCAAGGUAAUCCACCACCUAGACCUAAUAUACGCCAAAAGAGAUUUUUAGACAAAAUUCCUAAACGCCUACCCCCACCGAAGCGUGUUGAAACCGAGCAGGAAUAUUUUGAUGAUGAUGAUUGGGAAAGAGUUGGCGAUUAUGAUGAUGCAGAUGCUACCUAUCUGGAAUUUAUCUCGCUGUACAAUAACUUUUCAAGACAAGAACGAUUUGAAAUGGGCCAUAAAAUGACAAAUAUGCUGAUCAAGUGCUCGUUUUCUGGUCGAAGUUGCUAUGCAGAGAAUUUUACGCGAGUCUCUGACCCCCAUUAUGGAAAUUGUUUUACAUUGGAAUCAAGAUUGUUUAAAAGUCGCCGUAGUGGUCCUGGAUCUGGUUUAGAGUUGAUACUCUUUUUAGAAAAUCACGAGUACAUUCGCGGUAUAACUAACAGUAAUGGUGCCCAAGUCAUGGUCCAUGAUGUCGGAGUUCUACCGCAGCCUUAUGAAGAUGGAUUUGCUGUUUCGGGUGGUGAUGAAACAUAUAUUGGGGUUAAACUAGUACGCAUCAGUCGUAUGAGUAGUCCAUUUGGAAUAUGUAAUGAUACUCAACAGUUUAAAAAUCGCUAUGGAAUCAAAUAUUCUCGUUCUGCAUGUCAAGCAAUCUGUGAAGCUGAAGCUACCAUAAACGAGUGUCAAUGUGCCGAUACCAAAAGAGAGGAGACUUAUUUAAAAAUGGGAAAAUAUCGGUCAAUACCCAAUAUAUGUACUACUGACGAUGAAGUAUUAUGUCAAUUUAGAGUGACUAAAAAAUUCGAAUCGAACAGAUUAAAGUGUGAUUGUCAAGACCCUUGUCAAGAAGUGAAAUAUGCGAAGUCAAUUUCAUCCAGACAGUGGCCCUCUGAUGACUACGCUGACAUGUUAUUUCAAGUUUUGUGUCAUAAUGAAGGGGAAGAAGUUUGUAAAGAAUUUGAACAAACCGAUAAAAGAACUUUAUCUCAAAAUUUUGUGAAAGUGAAUAUAUAUUUCGAAGAUUUGAAUUAUCAGAAUAUUACAGAGACACAAGAUUAUGAGUUUGCCCAGUUUAUAUCAGAUGUUGGUGGUACAUUGGGUCUAUGGAUUGGAAUAUCGGUAUUAACUGUUAUGGAAGUUAUUCAGUUUGUAGUAGAACUAUUUCACCACAUGUGUUGUGUUUUACCUAAAAGGAGAUCCAAUAUGCAGCCACAAAAAUCUUACCAGAAGUAA
Messenger RNA from Lottia gigantea (owl limpet), 1860 nucleotides. RefSeq lists its product as hypothetical. Gene Ontology annotation, biological process: sodium ion transmembrane transport. The coding region runs from base 1 to 1860 and encodes 619 amino acids. The record is from RefSeq and is a predicted model, not a curated record. Gene Ontology annotation, molecular function: ligand-gated sodium channel activity. Lineage: Eukaryota; Metazoa; Mollusca; Gastropoda; Lottiidae. The transcript has 13 exons. Gene Ontology annotation, cellular component: membrane.